CAGAAUGACAAAAAAAAGCUAGCUAUUAUUAAACACGUACUUCGGGGGUGACCGAAGUAUAAUAAGUUGUUGUGCAAGAUUCUGCCUGUAUUCUGUAGUUAACGGCAAAAAAGUCUAGGUGAUAAAUAUGAUCAGAACCACAGAAAACUUGGCGGAUCCACAGAUAACAGUGAAUUUAGUAGAGGCUGGUGACAAUCCUGGUGGAGUGCAGCUUGUCAACAAAUAUCGAACCAACAGAACCACAGAUGUCAUGGACUUAGUGGAACUUGCAAAACAAGUUCAAAAGGCUGAUGAAUUCACACGAGCUAAUGCAGGCAGCAAACUGACAGUGAUUGCAGACCAGAUCCGUUACUUGCAAGAACAAGCUUAUAAAGUGCUUCAAGAAGCCAAGAGGGAUGCUGACUUGCAUCACGUGGCUUGCAACUUUAAGAAAUGUCCAGGAAAAGUGUAUCAUUUAUACAAACGUCCAUCUGGUCAAAGAUAUUUCUCACUUUUAUCACUGGAGGAUUGGGGAGCCACAUGUCCUCAUGAAUACCUUGGAACAUACCGGUUGGAAUAUGACAUGACAUGGACUCCAGAGAAAGACAUGGAACGACGAAGCAAUGAGAUUGGCUUGAUUGACAAGGUGCUUAAUAUGCAAACCAGUAUUGAGUUCCCUUCCAAACCAAAUUUUAGGAACAUUACAGAUGUAGAGAGUAAAGACGAAUUAAAGUAAAUAGUAAUAUUUUGCUAGUUGAAAUAUUUUUAUGUGGUUACCAUAAUUAUCAAAUAUUUCUAAUAUACUGUAAUAAAUAUUGUUUAUAAGGUGUAAACAUUUAGAAUCACCAUUUUAACAGCUAAAUAAUGCUGAGCCCUAACCCUUAGUGACUUCCAUAUCUGUUCAAAUAAUAUUGUGAUAUUAAUUUGUGAAAAUGUUUUAUGUAUUGUUAUGUUUGUUAUUGUAUAAUACAAGUGGACAAAGCUAACACAAGAAAUCUAACAAUGUUAAAAUGGCUGACAGCAAGUCAGACUGUCCAUUUGCAAGUCAUUGCUGUUUGAGUGCAAGUAUCAAGUACCAUAAGCAAUCAGGAACAAAGAUCAUCAGCAUACACCAAUCUGCUUGUUAAACAAUAUAAGCAUGACAUCCGAUUUUUAUUAGGGUUAAAUACCCAUCAUUGGUACAGUAUAUGGUUUAUCUUUUUGAAAUUUGUAGUUGGCUAUCCAAUCCUACUUUAAUGAUCUAGGAAGAUCACACAGUGCUGCACACCCAAUUAUUGAUCAAGUUUUAAUGUACAACAGUGAAUCAUGCCCUGCAGUAACUAUCCAACAAUUGUUUUUAAACAGAUUUUUAUUAAUUUUUGGAAGGAUAACUGAAAAUUCAUAUCAAUAGUAUCCACUAUCCUAUGUGUCUUUCUAUUUCGUAGAAUUUCUGAAUAGUGUUUCAAUUUGAUUGACUAGUCUGGCUACAGUGUUGCGAUUCUCGUCUUUUAUGAUGGGAUUUAAUUCCUAUUGCAUUUUUAAAAUGCAAUUUCUGUUAGAAAAGCUAAAGAAUGCACCAGGCCAAAAAUACAUACAGAGUAUUUAUAUUAACACUAAUAAUAAAAAUUAAUAUCAAUAAUAUCCACUUAUAAACUUAAAAUUAAUUUGUAGACUACUGUAGUGCACAGUGAUUCCUAUGUACAUGAAAUGGAAUUAUGAUUUAGUUAUACAGGCUAUUUAAGACAAGGCAAAAAAUACAUAAAGAGUAUUUAUAUUAACACUGAAAUGAAUGGUAAAUGAAUUUGAUCCACAGUACUUUGUGGUUAAAUUACUGUUUAAUUCCCUUUUCACAGUUUUGCCUAUUCAUCCAAUCAGUUCUAAAUUGUUUAAUUGAUCAGAAUGUGUUUUUAAUUUUUGUUUGUUUGGUGUGGUUAUGGGUUUCAUUAAUUUUCGGAGGUAUGUAAGACACAGUCUGAUCUGAGAGUGCCAUUUCCUGGCAUCAGGAGUGUGAAUAUUCCAUUGCUACUUCCAUGGUGGGGCUGAGGUGGGUGUGGACUUCUGUCAGGGAUCUUGGACAUCUCAUCAGGAAACUUGGACCCCUGUCAGGGGUCUUGAACCACAUGUUGCGGGUCUUGGACCUCUUGUAGAACCUGGCACCGCCACUAACCCCGGUAUUCUUAAAA
Molecule: messenger RNA, 2141 nt
Organism: Anneissia japonica
Lineage: Eukaryota; Metazoa; Echinodermata; Crinoidea; Comatulida; Comatulidae
Exons: 4
Coding region: 128-715 (195 amino acids)
Source: RefSeq, a predicted model, not a curated record